Cylindrotheca closterium is the source of this 1218-nucleotide messenger RNA. The record is from the annotation of a GenBank genome assembly. NCBI's taxonomy places the organism in Eukaryota, Bacillariophyta, Bacillariophyceae, Bacillariales, Bacillariaceae.
AUGCCACUACCACCGAAACGACCUAGUCCUUUUCGCACCAAAGGCACUCUUCCAUAUCAUCCCAACUCCAUGGUCAAUGUUGAUGGGACUGAAAGAAUCUCUCUUGUCCCGGGUGUGCCGUUGCGAUUUCAAACCGUGGUUCAUGAAGCGAUUACUCUUGCCCCUCAUGAGAUCAUGCCAAUGAAAGAAAAAUGCGAAUUGGAAAAGAUAGAGUGUGAUAAAACCAUCACAAUAGGCCGAGAAAAAAUGAAGGAAUAUGAUGCCGCACAAGUCUUUGCUGCAAACGAAAUUAGCCGUCUCGAAACCCAACGUGCGGUAAAGCAUGCAGAAAAGCAGCGUCUCCUCUCGGGAUUGCAGGCUAAACGCCAGCGUCUGAAGAUGGUACAAGCUGCAAAGAAAGCCAACAAGGGGAUUCCAGACAAGCUCAAAACUCUGGACUUUUUGUUGAACCCCGAAACCAUCCCAAAAGAGCAUAAAGGCCUAUCUAGACUACCUUUGCUGAAUGUCAAGGGGGAUUUGAUUUGUGAAAGUGACACUCCUUCCGAUCCCAGAAGUCCCUGGAACGAUCCAAAGUUCAAGACGAAGACGACUUCUGACAUCCGGGAAAUCAUUGACCGGUUUGACCGAUUGAACUUUGAGAGCCAUUUGCACUUCGAUAGGCUUUGUGGGAAACGGUGGUUUUGUGCCAAGUACGGAACAAGCAUUGGACGGGUGAUCGCUAACGCUGAGUUUACCAAAGAAGACCUUAUUCACUAUCUCAAGUUGCUCGUUGGUGAUGCUGAAGAUCCUCUGCUUCAAGCUGAACUUCCUGCUGCCCACGCAGCACCAUCAUCAACCCACUAUUCCAAUCAAGCCGUUGCCCCUCCUCUUAGUCCACAUCAACCAAUCAUUGAGGCCUUGGAACCUGAUGAAGGCAAAAUGGUCAUCUCUUGUACUGAUCUCAACAAUGCCGACGACGUCUACAAAAUCGCCAGCAAACUCGACCCUGAGGAGAAGCAGAAGCUCUUGAAUAGACUCAAAAACGAUAUCGAUGCCACGAUCAUUGCUUCUGCCUCUAUGGAAGUGACCACAGUCGAAAUGAGUCCCGCCUCCUCUGUCACCGAGCAACAAGAGGAUAGUAGCUCGGCGCCAAGAAACUUUGGUGAAACGCCUUCUCACGGUACCAACACUCCAGGUCAACGUGCCUCCCCCACCAACCAGGAAUCGUCGUACGUGUAG